CACACACUUACUUUUUAGUCUUUGUCAUAGUAUAUUUAUAUGACACCUUUGUUCUCUCUCUUAGCAUAAAUAUCAAAAGGAAUAUUGCGUAAAUAACAGCGUUGAUUGGAGCGUAUUUGCAUAAAAAUGGGCAAGUCGACACCGUCUGCUUUGCAGAGCGAAAAGCAGAAAAGAAAUAUUCGUGAUGUGGAGCUUUCGCGGCCUAGAAAGUUCUUUACAUCUAGGGAUUUUGGAAUUGUUUUGUUACUCUCAGUUGUUGCUUUCGCUGUUCGAGUUCAACGUUUAAUGAAUCCUUCUAAGGUGGUAUUUGAAGAGUUAAGAUACGUGAAUUAUGCCGUUGACUAUGCAUCAAAUAAAUUUGUAAUGGAUGUUUAUCCUCCUCUUGGAAAGCUAUUAUUGAGCUUUGGUCUAACAUUUAUGAACUCCAAUCCUGAUCUUACGAAAGUAAGUCAUCCAGGACAGGAAUUCCCUUCUUUCGAAACUGCGAGAUCUCUUCGCCUCAUCAUCGCUGCAUUUGGUUCUCUAUUGAUCCCUUUAAUGUAUGGUAAUGUGUAUCUUUCCUCAAACUCAAAAAUGGCUGCCUUCAUGGCUUCUGUUUUUGCUAUCUUUGACAAUGGAUUGAUUACAAUGAGCCGUUAUGUAAUGAUUGAAAUCCCUACUUUAUUUUUUAUGGGCUUAACUUCUUUUUUCUGGAUGUACUAUGAAAACCAACAAAAAUAUCCUUUUGCCCUAAAAUGGCAUAUCAGCCUUCUAUAUACGGGUAUCAGUCUUGGCCUUACAAUUAGCACAAAACUUUCAGGACUGUUUACACUAUUUUGGAUAUUGGUUUUGGCACUUUUCCAUCUUUGGAAUUUGAUUGGUGACCUUACUGUUCCUAUUACUCGUAUUAUUCGUUAUGGUUUUAACUACACAUUCUAUCUUAUAGGAGUUCCUAUGGUUGUGUACUUGGGUAUAUUCGCAGUUCAUUCAAAAUUAGCCUAUAAGUCUAAUAUUUAUGAUUCAUUUUUGACCCCUGAGUAUAAGUAUUCUUUGGAGGGUAACGAUUUUGGAGAAGAAUAUGCAGAUGUAGCAUAUGGUUCUUUGGUAACAAUCCGCAAUGCAAUUCCUGAACAUGGUUACUUGCAUUCAAACGAACUCGUGUAUCCCGAAGGCACCAAACAACAAAUAAUAUCAUUGGUGGAUCAUCCUAAUCAGAAUACUCUUUGGAUCAUUGAGCAUGAGAAUGCUGCUGAUAAUGACCGCAAAAAAAUUGAAUUAUUGAAGGAUGGUAGUAUCGUUCGUCUUCGCCAUAUUAUGACAGGGAGAGCUUUACAUUCUCAUGAUCACAGACCUCUUGUGAGCAAUCAUGAUUGGCAGCUUGAAGUUUCUGGUUACGGUGGCUUUGGUUUCGAAGGAGAUGGAAAUGAUUUAUUCCGUAUACAAAUACUUGACCGUCCUUCUCGACAUGCUUCUUCCAACGGCACCGUUGAAGCAUUUAAUACUUAUUUUAGACUGAUUCACGUAUUUACUAACUGUGAAUUAAUGACUUCUCACCGCCGUCUUCCUGACUGGGGCCAAGACCAUCGUGAGGUUACAUGCUGUCGAAACUGUAUUGAGCGAAGUACAACUUGGGUCAUUGAGUCAAAUUUCCACGAUGCCAUGCCGUCUGAUGCUAGAAAAACGAAUUACAGGAAGCCAAGUUUCUUUGAAAAAUUCAUAGAAGCAAACAAGUUGAUGUGGUUGAAGGACCGAAAAAUGGGAGAUGGACAUGAAUUUGAAAGCCAUGCUUUGACAUGGCCUUUCUUGUUAGGACCUUUGAGAUUUAUGUCGGAUCAGAACCUCCAAGUUUACUUCAUGGGUAAUCCAGUUGUUUGGUACAGCGUAGUGUCCCUAAUUGUUUUCUUUGCGUUGGUAAUGUUGUUUUUCGCUGCAAGAUGGAAUAUGGGAUACAACGAUUGUGGUCCUAAGUUUUAUCAUCAUUCGUAUAACAUUGGCAAAUUUGCUCUUGCCUGGUUUAUUCACUGGGCUCCUUAUAUUCUUGAAACGGAUCGUGUAUUUUUAUAUCAUUACCUUCCAGCCUUGUACUUCGGAAUUAUGGCACUUGGUGUAGGCUGGGCAUUCGUUGGAAAUGUGAUUUUUGAGCACCGUCCAGCCUUUUCUUUCGUUACAGCAGCCUUCAUUACAUUGAUGUUUGGUGUUUAUUACCUUUAUAGUCCUUUUACCUUCAUGACCCCUUUAACUCAAUCGUCCUGCCAGUCCCUUGAAUUGAAAGGUUCUUGGAAUUUCAGAUGCAAUAGCUACAUGGAAUCCUUAUCCCAAUACAAUUCUGGUAUAGUAAAUCCAAUUUUCUAUGAGGAAGCUGCUCCCCAUCCAUUUGUGUAUAAUGGUCCAGCUGAAAAUUCUCACUCAGACGUUCCUCUAAAAGAGAACCUUGCAGUAUAUUAUCCAGCUUGGGAUGCUCAAGUUGAGAUGGGUUACAAGAUUGCAGCUGAAGAAAAGGCUGCUAUGGAAGCAAAAGAAGCAGCAUCAGCUGAAGCCGCUUCUAUGUCUUCUGACGAGACUUCACGCAGUGAGCCAUCAGAUUAAGUGGGCGGCUAAGCUCAUAACGAUAUAAUAAUAAUUGACCUUUGAGUAAAAAGAAAUUUUGAAGUAACUAAUCAGUUACGAAUUGCUCAAAAUCUGGAUUUACGAUUGGUACUAUUGCAAAGUACUGUUCUUAUUUAUCUUACAAAUCAAAGUAAUUACUGGAAAACUUCUCUUAUAACUAUUAAUGUAGAAUUUGGCGAUCUUUUGCAAACAAACGGACUGUCUAUCUAUAGGUAGCAGGAUGAGGUUGUUUAUUCUUAUCGAUUUUGACUUGACACAUUUAUAUCUGUUUGUAGAUGUAAUACUAUUUUCUUUCUUUAUGUGAAGGAUACGCUAUAACUUAAAAACCUCUAAAACUAAACUGAAACUGUAU
Schizosaccharomyces cryophilus OY26 is the source of this 2938-nucleotide messenger RNA. RefSeq names its product O-mannosyltransferase Ogm1. Gene Ontology annotation, biological process: protein O-linked glycosylation via mannose. The record is from RefSeq and is a predicted model, not a curated record. The coding region runs from base 127 to 2565 and encodes 812 amino acids. Gene Ontology annotation, molecular function: dolichyl-phosphate-mannose-protein mannosyltransferase activity. The transcript has a single exon. NCBI's taxonomy places the organism in Eukaryota, Fungi, Ascomycota, Schizosaccharomycetes, Schizosaccharomycetales, Schizosaccharomycetaceae. Gene Ontology annotation, cellular component: endoplasmic reticulum; membrane.